Daphnia carinata is the source of this 473-nucleotide messenger RNA. Its product is annotated as cytochrome c oxidase assembly factor 5-like. Lineage: Eukaryota; Metazoa; Arthropoda; Branchiopoda; Diplostraca; Daphniidae. Gene Ontology annotation, biological process: mitochondrial respiratory chain complex IV assembly. Gene Ontology annotation, cellular component: mitochondrion. The transcript is spliced from 3 exons. The record is from RefSeq and is a predicted model, not a curated record. Bases 82 to 354 code for a protein of 90 amino acids.
UAGAGUAGUUCGUCACGUAACUUUGCGAAAAAAAGACUGUAAUUCUCUGUCGCAGUGCGUCGUUGAUGAAAUAGUUGAAAAAUGCCCCAGAGUUUCUAUGAACCUGAACAGUUGGCCGAUACCAGACCUUGUAGUGCAUUGCGUGACGACCUUAAAUUUUGUAUUCAAAAUACAGACUGUUAUAAGAAGGAAAAGAAAACACCGCGGGAAUGUCUACUUUCCAAUCACCCAUCAGUUCCAUUGGAGUGUCAUCAACUACGCAAAUCAUUCUUUGAAUGCAAGCGUUCAAUUCUUGAUAAUAGGCAAAGGUUUCGAGGCCGAAAAGAUUAUUCUACCACAACACCAAAAUCUUAAUUUUAAAAUGUCAAUAGGUGCUGUGCCAUUUGAAAACUUUUGGAAGAUUGCCGAUCGUUGCUGGUGUAAUCAGCUUUGAAUAAAUACCACAGUUGUUUGUAGAAACACAUUCAAAAGAU